Molecule: messenger RNA, 1313 nt
Organism: Dermacentor albipictus
Lineage: Eukaryota; Metazoa; Arthropoda; Arachnida; Ixodida; Ixodidae
Source: RefSeq, a predicted model, not a curated record
AGGACAUGAGGAAGGACCCCCCAAUGUUCUUCAAAUAUUAUCGGAUGUUGCCAGACAAGUUCGAUUUCCUGCACCAGCUUGUCAAAAAUGACCUCGUCAAGCAGUUCUUGUGCCGAGAACCACUUUGCCCAGAAGAGAGACUGGCCAUUACCAUCAGGUACCUCUCUUCAGGAAUGGCCAUUAAGCAAGUCGCCAUAGUUUUUCGUGUGGCACCUGCCACUUGUAGGUUGGUCAUUCAUGACACUUGCCGAGCAUUGUGGAAGCGACUAAAGCCACUUUAUCUGCCUGUGCCAGGACUUGCGCGCUGGCAGGAAGUGGCAGAAGGCUUUGCAAAACGAUGGAAUUUUCCAAACUGCCUUGGAGCCGUCGAUGGCAAACACAUACAAAUAAAGGCACCUCCAAACUCUGGUAGCAACUACUACAACUACAAGGGAACAUUCUCCAUUGUGUUGAUGGCAGUGGCAGAUGACAGUUACAAAUUUGUCAUGAUAGAUGUUGGGGCUCCAGGCCGACACAGUGAUGGGGGCGUGUUUAAAGCAACAGCAUUUAGCAAGGACCUUGCGAACAAUUGCCUAAGCUUGCCAGCCCCAGCACGUCUCCCAAAUAGUAGCAAGGUGGCACCUCACGUAUUUGUGGGGGAUGAAGCCUUUCAGUUGAGGCAAGAUUUUAUGCGGCCCUAUCCUGGAAAAGGAAUCCAGCCAAGCCGAAAAGUAUUCAACUAUAGGCUAAGCAGAGCAAGGCGCAUUGUCGAAAAUGCCUUUGGUAUUCUGGUGGCACGAUGGAGAGUCCUUCUUGGCCCCCUCAACCUCCUGCCAGAGAAUGCAACCCAUGUUGUGCUGGCCUGCUGCGGGCUGCAUAACUUUUUGUGCUCAAUGAGCAAAUCUACGUAUUCCCCGCCUGGUUACGUAGACAGUGAAGACCGGUAUGGGAACGUCAACCCAGGCCAGUGGAGGGAAGAGGCUCAGACAAGCGAGCUGUGUGGCUUGGCUGGAACAUCGUCAAGAAACCACACGGUGGAUGCUGCCGAGACGCGCGACCUCUUUGCGGACUACUUUAUGGCGGAAGGUGCUGUGCCAUGGCAGUGGGCACACACUUACCUUCCUACCCCAUCUAGUAACAGCUGAAAGCUGCGUGAAUGAGUUCUUUAGUAUCCACAACCUAAGAACCCACAACCUUCACGAAAUGCGAAGCAUUUGCGAAGGUUGUGGCUGCUUCACUUCACGAAAUGUGACUGCUUCACGAAAUGCGAAGCAGUAAGCAUGAACCUAUGAUGCAAGUCGCAUGCAAUUUUUGUUUUGAAUACAAGAGUGUUA